AUGGCUACUUCUCCUGCCACGAGUCUGUCUCAAGCUUUGGACUUUCAGCCAUCCAGCGACCCCUUAACCACACUGCAGCUCCCCUUAGCCAUUGGCAUUGGUAAUGUGUCAAUUGGAGGCUGUGCCAUCGGAGAUAGCACCGUCAGCUUUGUGAUUGACACGAGUCGCAGUGUGAUUGCGUCGAAGGUUUCGGGUAGUGCUGAGAAGACUUUUAUUUCUCAAUUCUGA
Molecule: messenger RNA, 228 nt
Organism: Aspergillus pseudotamarii
Lineage: Eukaryota; Fungi; Ascomycota; Eurotiomycetes; Eurotiales; Aspergillaceae
Exons: 2
Coding region: 1-228 (75 amino acids)
Source: RefSeq, a predicted model, not a curated record